AUGGAAUUCGCCGGUCCGGAACCAGAAGUCCCGUGGGAUAUCGAGGGAGAGGCUCCCGUGAUACGAAGCGACCCUUACCUCGUCGACUCUACCCAGCUGGGGCACCAGAUCUAUUUCUACGACCCUCGAGCGAAAACAUCGACAACAGAGAUCGAUGGCCACGCUGAAACCGCGGGUGGAGAACAGCAGCAGCAGCCCCAAGAGCAAGAAGAGCAACCACCGACCCCCGACCCAGACCUUAUCAUCGUCUGCUCGUGGAUGUACGCCCAAUCGCGCAACAUUGUCAAAUACACCAAGCAGUAUCAGACCCGGUAUCCAUCGUCGCCGAUCCUGCUCCUGCGACAAGACGGGGGGGACUUCUCCUUCCGCACGCAGGCCCAGCAGAUGCGGAACCUGGAGCCGGCGGUGUCGCUGAUUCGGGAUCUCGAGGCGGCGGCGGCGGCGACGGCGACAAAGAUGAAGGGAACGACGGGGAAAGAAACUGGUGGUGAGAAGGAGAAGGAGUUCAAGGUCCUGAUGCACAUCUUCUCCAACGGCGGCGCGUGGAGCGCGUGUCAACUUGCAGAUGCGUACCAGCACUACCACUCCCAGUCCCGACACCAGCACCAGCGGGCGCAACAGCAGGACUUGUCAACAGCAGCAGCAGCAGCUACCACGUCCUCUUCUGACGAAGCGCCCCACCACCACAUCCUCCCCAUCACCGCCCUCGUGCUGGACAGCACACCUUCACUUCCAGACCCGAACGCCGCCCACACCGCCAUCUGCGAAGCCCUGCCCAAAUCGCCCGCGGCUGUGCGCGCGCUCGGCAGCGCCCUGGUAUGGGGAUACCUGGGCGUUACACACGCCGUGGAAGUCGUGACGGGGCGCGAAAACGUGACGCUGUCACUGCGGCGCCGGCUCAUCGACCCACGCGGCGCCUUCUGUCGCUGUCGCCGCGUCUACAUCUACAGCCAGGCCGACGCGCUCAUUCCGGGAGGAGACGUGGAAUUGCACGCCCGCGAGGCCGCGCACGUUCUGCCUGGUGGUCCCGACAUGGUGCGGCUCGAGGAUUUUGUCGUCUCGCGCCACGUCGGGCACGUCUUGGCCGAUCCCGUCAGGUACUGGGCCAUUAUCGCCUCGAUCUGGGGAGAGGCGACGCGGUAG
Messenger RNA from Fonsecaea nubica, 1143 nucleotides. RefSeq lists its product as hypothetical. Lineage: Eukaryota; Fungi; Ascomycota; Eurotiomycetes; Chaetothyriales; Herpotrichiellaceae. The coding region runs from base 1 to 1143 and encodes 380 amino acids. The transcript has a single exon. The record is from RefSeq and is a predicted model, not a curated record.